CUCAUGAAGUUCAAAAUUCAUAUUAAUUGCAUAUUUGUAAUUGUAUUCUUGGAAUCCUUGAUCAUUGACAAGACGAGAUAUUUCAAACUCAUCUCGACUUCCGGUUAUUACCAUGUUUCAUCAGAUAAACAAAAACUUGUUGAAAGCGCGGUAGCAAACUACUACUAAAAAUUUUUAUCAGUGAAUUAAUUUGAAAAUAAUCACUUUACCGUACAACUCGAUUACUUGUUCGUAAGCUAGUGCACGAAAACGGUAACUUAUAUGAGAGCACCGUUAGUAUCCUUCAAUUUUUAUUCGCGGUGAAAUGAAGGCGCCUUUAUAUAUUUUUUUAACUGCUCUCGUGUUCGCUCAAGAGGUUCAAAUGGUGAAAAAUGCUCCCCCUAAUAUUAUUAUGAUAUUGGCCGACGAUAUGGGUUCCAACGACGCCAGCUACAGGGGUUCCGACCAGUUCACGACGCCAAAUAUAGACGCUUUGGGCUACAACGGUCUUAUUUUUGACAGACACUAUACCGAACCUAUUUGUACACCAUCUAGAGCAGCACUACUCACGGGUCAAAACCCUAGCAAAUUAGGUCUACAAGGAACUCCGAUAGCACCAGGAGAAGAUCGUCAUCUUCCAGUUGAGGUUGAAACCUUACCCUCUCUGCUCAAGAACCUAGGUUAUGACACCCAUUUGGUGGGAAAAUGGCACCUAGGAUCCGCGCGGAGAAAAGAAACGCCUACUAGAAGAGGGUUCGAUUCGCAUUAUGGAUACUGGAAUGGAUAUGUUGGCUAUUUUAGCUAUGAAGUCAGCAGUAUCAGCCAAAUCGGAAACGUCACCAAGGCUUUGCGAGGUUUUGAUCUGUGGCAUAACUUCACUGAUGCCUGGUCAGAUAAAGGCACCUAUGCUACUGAUCUCUUCACCAAAAAGGCACUUGAAGUAAUCCAGGAACAAAAUGUAAAAGUCCCCUUGUUCCUGAUGGUCAACCAUUUGGCGGUGCAUACUGGAGACGACGAUAUAGUGGAAGUUAAGGAUGAGAAAUUGAUGAAUGAAACAUUUGGAUACAUUGAAAACCUAGAAAGAAGAAGAUAUGCAGAUGCUCUCACCCAGUUAGACAAUUCAGUUGGAAAGAUAGUAGAAAAACUCCAGGAGAAGGAAAUGCUAAAUAAUAGUGUCCUUAUUUUCAUGUCAGACAAUGGUGCCCAAAUUAAUGGGUUUUACCACAACGGAGGUUCCAAUUUUCCACUUAGGGGAGAGAAAUUUUCUCUUCAUGAAGGAGGUGUAAGGAAUGCAGCAGUAAUGUAUAGUCCUCUGCUUGAGAAGAAGAAUUAUGUCUAUAAAUAUCCCCUACAUAUCACAGAUUGGCUUCCCACUCUUUACAGCUUAGCAGGAGGGAAUCUCUCAUUGUUGAAGAACUUGGAUGGUGUUAAUCAAUGGGACAAUAUCUGUAGAAACAAACCAAGUCAAAAGAAAGACUUUUUGAUCAACAUAGAUGAGGCAAUACCUUACUCAGCAAUCAUAGGUUACCACGGCCAAUUUAAGUUAAUGAAUGGGACUACUUUAUCAGGAUUUUAUGAUAAAUAUGGAGAAGAACCAAAAGUUCCAAAAAAAUUGGCCUAUAACAUAUCUGCUGUCUUGGGUAGUAGUGUGAAUAAAGCCAUCCAUAGAUCUAACCCUGAUCACAGUGAUCUCACUCCAUGUACUAUUAUAGAACUCAGAAAAUCUGCUUCUACUAUAAGACAAAAUUUGAAAUGCAAAGACAAAGGGAAGAGAAACAAACCAGAUAUCUGUUCAGGAUUUUGCCUUUUUGAUCUUCUUGAAGAUCCAUGUGAGACAGAAAAUUUGAUAAAGGAUGAGUCAAAGAAAGAUAUAAUUAAUAAUUUGAAGUUUAAACUUCAACAAUACUGGGAAGUAAUGGUUCCUCAGACCAAUAAAGCAGUAGACAUUGAAUCCAAUCCUGCCAAAUAUAAUGGAUCAUGGUGUACAUGGAAAGAUGAUCAAUUAUGUGUGAAAACUCCUUUGAAAAUAUGAAUUUUCUUAAAUAAAUUUUUUAAAUAAAAAUGCAUUUCCAGAAAAA
This is a messenger RNA of Harmonia axyridis, 2057 nucleotides long. Its product is annotated as arylsulfatase B-like. The transcript is spliced from 8 exons. The record is from RefSeq and is a predicted model, not a curated record. NCBI's taxonomy places the organism in Eukaryota, Metazoa, Arthropoda, Insecta, Coleoptera, Coccinellidae. Bases 305 to 2011 code for a protein of 568 amino acids.